Messenger RNA from Cimex lectularius (bed bug), 8581 nucleotides. RefSeq names its product piezo-type mechanosensitive ion channel component. The transcript has 55 exons. Lineage: Eukaryota; Metazoa; Arthropoda; Insecta; Hemiptera; Cimicidae. The record is from RefSeq and is a predicted model, not a curated record. Bases 195 to 7904 code for a protein of 2569 amino acids.
AUCCUCCCGUCCACCAAGGCGUACUCUGUAAGUGCGCUCUCAUCGUAAAUCAAACUAAUUCUGGAUGACAAUCGGUCGAAAGUGGUUUGUGAGAAUGUCGCACGACAAGUCGCCGGGGGCGGAUUUUUCAUAUUUGGAUAUGUGAAGAUUAGAAGGAAGGAAAGUUCCCGUCUGUUCGGAAGAAGCGCGGCAGAAUGACACGCUGGGUGGUGUCCUUUCUCCUGCAAGGGUUUGUUCUUCCCCUUGCAUUUCUUUCCGGAAUCAUUCUUCGUCAAAAUGGUCAAUCGUUUUUAUAUUUAAUACUUCUUUUCAUCAAUCCAACAGUUCCUGUGCCAACAGUCAAGUCUAUGUUUGGCUGGACUGGAUUCUAUCAAAAAUUUGUUUUGUGUGUAACAAUUAUAAAUAUGUUGAGUUCAUUUGCAUUUCAGUUAGUGUUAAUUAGUAAUCCACCUUAUGGUCACCUUGUUGAACCACCAUGUAGUUCAAUAGAACGAUAUUUAAGAUAUGCAGGUUUAGUCCGUUUAGACAAAUUAGACUUUCUGACUUUAACAUGUAUCCUAUCACCAGACAUUAUAAUAUUAGCAACGACCCUAAUAGUUCACGCUUCCUGUAAAUCCUUAAAUCCUUGGUUGUUUGAAGAACAACUUUUACCAAUAUCAGAACCUCACAGUUCUGAACCAGACCAAGCUGCUAAAUUAAGAACAAUCCAUCGUGUUGUAUCAAUAGGAAAAUACAUGUGCCUUAUGGUCCUAUGUUUUGCUGGAAUUAUACGUCCAUGCGUCUUCAAUGCGGUUUAUUUCAUAUCAUUCCUUGUUAUAAUGACAUUAUGGGGAUACAACAAACAUUUGGGAAAAACGUUCGCUUAUUUUUGCAGAUGUCUUGUUAUAUUUAUAGCUGGUCACUUAUGUCUACUGUUUCUAUAUCAAAUGCAAUGGGCUCAAGAACUUCUUCCGAGUGACUCCAGUAUACCAAGAUAUCUAGGUCUAAUUUCUCUUGUAAAAAAAUAUUGCUCCGACCCAAGAGUGUAUAAUCUCGUCUGGCAAGAUUGGGAUUUCUUUGCUAAUCCUUUUAUUUUGGUCAUUCUUUACUACAUUUUAUAUUAUGAAGCUAACUUAAUAAUCAACAAUCCAGAUGACAAUUUGAAAGAGGCGGGCAUGACACGACAGCUCAGUACCCGACUCUCUCAAAAAGGAAAACUCCUUCGUAACCAAACAAACCGUUGGCGUUCAGCCACUCGUAAAGUCAGGGACCCUUCUACAUCUUUGGACGAAGCAUCUGCACCAAUGGCGUUAACUGAAACAACGCCUUUGACUUCAAAAGAAGUAUAUUGGAUACCCUGUUUGAACCCAUUGAUCAGAGGGAGGGAGUCAGUAUUAAGAAAACACGGUAGAAAAGGAGUGAUCGACACGUUGGGAAAUGUUACAAUAACCGAAGUCCCUGAGCCUUCUGAAGAAAAAAUGCAGGAUGAAGAAAAGUUACACAAAGGAGCCGGAGAAAUCAUCGAACUGAAACAGUUUCGGAAAGCUCGUCUUAAGAAAAGAAAAAAAGAUACUGUGAGCAUAUGCGAGGCUAUUUUAAAUGUGAUUUUGUCUGCUCUUCAACUCAUCGCCAAGUCUUCCUACCUCGCUGCAAACAUUAGCAUGAUGGCAUGGAGUAUUACUUACCACAGUUGGCUCACUUUUAUCCUCCUAUUAUGGGCAAGCAUACUGUGGCUUGUGCCAAACCAGCGUAAAGCAAUGUACAAGUCGUCUCCAUUUUUAGUCCUGUACGCUUUAGGCUUGCUAAUAGCUCAAUAUAUUUACGGUAUGAAUUUGACUGAAAGUGAACUACCUCAAACCGUCAGUGGACUUAAUCUAAAACAGAUUGGCUUUGAAAAAGUUGCUCAUUAUCCAAUCAAACCGUUAACAAUUAAGAUACUGUACACUCUUUUGUUCUGGAUCACUUUAAGACAACACAACCAACAAAAAUGGGAAGCAAGAAACAAAACAGCUAUGGCUGAUAUUGCAUCUCCAUUUCAUCUUGGUCUCGGACCAGCAGCAAUGCCGUCUGGAGCAACUUCCAAAACGAGUGCCUUUGUUGAUAAAUUUGGAUCAAUUUGUCGAGGGAUCUUAACAAAGUUUUGGAUUUGGGUCGUCGCUUGUAUACUUUUUGCCAUCGGCAUCGCUGGAGAAAGAAUAACAAUAAUACGAAUCGUUUAUAUGUCAAUGGCAUUGCUGUUCAUCCUUACAUUCCAGCUCAACUGGAGCAUGUGGAGAAAUAUGAUGUACAGCUUCUGGCUCGUGCUUAUCAUCUACUCGAUGAUCAUCUUAGUCGUAACUUACACAUAUCAAUUUGACAACUUCGACAAAUAUUGGGAAGAAUAUCUUAAGGUGCCUGUUCGGCUCCAAAAGGAUAUAGGAUUGGAAAGAUUCGAUACAAAAGAACUGUUUGUGAAACUUCUCACUCCAACUUUAUUCGUCAUUAUAACUGUGCUCCAAGUUCAUUAUUUUCAUAAUGAUUUUUUAGAAAUAUCAGAUAUAAAAAGCAGAGGGACUAGCAUAGGCCGCAAACCUUCUGGUGGUCCUUUUGACAUAGUGCCUCUGCGUCAAGAUGGCGAUAAAAGGAAAACCAUGCUCAAACCUAGUUUCUUAAGAAGAUGCAGCAAAAUUGUCAACUUUAUAUGGUUAUUUUUGGAAUUGCAUCUUUUAAAGCUGGUCUUGAUUUCAAUCAUGCUUCUUGCUGCUAAUGACGUAUGUGCAGUGCAUUUGUCAUUAGUAAUAUUAAUAGUAAUAGGAGUACUCCUCAACACGUCGAUGCAGAUUAUGAUCACUCAUAUUUGUUCAUCGAUUGUCUCUGCACUUAUUAUUUUGAAAAUGGUUUAUCAGAUAAACUAUAUAAGUCAUUCAGAAUGGGAUGUUCAUUGUGACGAGGUGAAUACAACAAGAAAUUCGGCAGAGUGGGUAGGAUUUAGAAAAGCUGCAAAGGGUGAAACUUUACCCUUUCUUCUUAAAGGAUAUAUCGGUGUGCUUAUAAUAAUAACAGUCCAUGCUGUCGUUCUGCGAAGGCAAAAAUUCCACAGGCAUUUACAAGGGAGACAGCUUUUCCGACCGUUGGUCAUGUUCCCGAAAAUUACCCAUUCGGACGUUGACAAAGACGUGCCACACUUUAUUAAAUAUAUGAUGAAUUAUGGUUUCUACCGGUUUGGUGUUGAGCUUUCACUCAUUUCGAUCGUAACUUUAAUUGGUGUAAGAAUGGAUUUCUACGCUGUACUUUACAGUCUUAUUUUAUGUUUCCUCAUCACACCAAAUAGAAAGAAACUUUCAAAACUUUGGCCUUUUUUGACAUUGUUUAUUGUUGUAACAAUACCGUUGCAAUAUUCUUUAGCAGUAGGGGUGCCUCCUGUAUUCUGUAUAGAAUAUCCAUGGAACCAAUCUGAUACAUUACAAAGGAUGAAAGAAUGGAUGUUUUUUCCUGACCACGAUGACCCUCCAGAAGCCUAUAAACUUAUCUGUGAUUUCUUGGUUUUGAUGUUUGUGAGCAGGCAAGCGUUAGUUUUCAAUAUUGAAAAACGUCAUAGACAUGAUACUUAUAUUGGAGGAAGUAACAAGCCUGUUCUUCAUGCAUUCGACGAGAAGGAUUUUGUAAACCCUGUACCUGAUUUCUUCUCUGUCACAAAAUCAGUAUUAGACGUUUUAAAACGGAUUCUGUUUGCUGCUUCUUUCUGGAUUUGUUUGGCCCUUGUUUUUCUGGCAGGAACAAACCGAGUCAACAUAUUUUCUCUAGGCUAUCUCAUAGGGGCUUUCAUAUUCUUAUGGCAAGGAAAUGACCUGUAUUUAAGACCAAUUAAGACAAUUUUGGUGUGGUGGAACUCUUUAUUAGCCUACAAUGUAGGGAUAAUAUUUGCCAAGGCUCUUUUCCAAAUUAUAGGUUGUAUUUUUAUAACGACCAUGAAGACACAAGCUUGCUGGAUGAUACAACUGUUUGGUAUAGCUUGCAUUCAGAAAUUUGAGUCAGGAGGAGGAGGGAUAUUGCCAUCUACAACCUUUGAACCGACUGAAUGUGUGGUACCGCGGACGGAGGUCGGUCUGGCAUGGGACGGGUGUUGUUUUGCCAUGUUGCUGCUUCAGCGUCGCCUUUUCUCGAGUCAUUAUUUUAUGAGGAUGAUAGACGAGGCUAAAGCUAUGGCGAUACUCGCAUCUCGAGGUGCGGAACUAAUAGAAGAUCUAAGCAACAAGCAAGUCGAGUUCCAGAGGGAAUCGGAGAAACAAUUGUUGGAGAAGAUCAAGGGUAAAAUGGACCGAAUUAAAGCGUCGCAAAAGAAACUCCAUGGCCCUAAUUAUCAAGAACCGGAAAAUCAUCACAAAGUGUUUGAUGACAAGGACGAGGAUUGGUUUAAAAAUUAUUAUCAUCACGACAACUGUAAUGCAAUAAGAUCCGGAGACUAUUUCAUGUUUGAUGACUAUGAUGAGGAUCUAGAUCUCAUUUCUGAGUUGAGCGUCGCAUCGUUCACAACGACGUUGAGCGAUGAAAACGUUGAUUUAAAACGAACGAGUGUAACUCAGCUAAUUACGACAGCCUUGAAGACUGACGUGAAGACAGCAAUUAAUGAAGCUGCUGCGACAAAUUUGAAGCCAAGAGAAGAAUAUGUUGAUGUAGACGAUGAAAAUGUUGACACUUCAGGACAAGUAGAUCCACCAUGUGGUGAAGAAGGCAAACCAGGGCCGAGUGGAAUGUUCAAAAGGAAGAAAAAAAUGAGCAUAGUAAAAUCGUCUAGCUUUGGAUCAGACGGCCUACUAGAUGAAAAUAUGUCAAGACGCAGACUAUGCGAUGAGAAUGAAUCGGACACCCAGGUUGUUUCUGACCGUACUGAGAUAACGUCAGCAGGUGAUGAGGGUGACGAGCAGGAUCAUGUAGAUAAAAUGCAUAGCGAUAAGGGUGACGAUGAGGAUCGUAUUGAUAAAGCCCAUAGUGAUAAGGAUCAUGAUGAGGACACUGACAAAGGAGGGCUUUUUGGGAGUCGUCACUCUGUAGAAGCUAGACCAUCAAGGAAAAUAUGUUCAAAUAUUUUACGGUAUAUCGAGACCAUACUCAGCUCUAUAAUGGUAACGUUUACAAGAUUCUUAAACCGGACAUCAAGGGAUUAUCGUUAUAUAAUGAAAACGCUUUCGGUUGAAAAAAAAAUUCUCUUGAUGACACACAAUUUUGGGACUGGGAUGAGAACAGGUCCUGGACAAGUUUGGAAGCCUGGCCCUUACAUACCUGCAACUGUUAAGGAUAAAAAAGCAGACCUUGAGGUCCAAACUGACCUAGAAGAUAUUACAUAUGUCGAUGAAACAGACAGUUACAGUCAACUUAACAUGUCAGUGGCGCAGUUUGAAGAAGAAGGGGAAUUGAAGGCAAAAGAUCAGUCGCCGUUUAUAAGAUUAAUUCUGGCCAUGUGGUUCGCUCUUUUGUCACAUUCAGAGUUGAGCUGUUACAUUAUUAUAUUUCUACAUCAAAUUUACACACCUACUGUUCUUACGAUACCUUUGCCUUUGAUGGUGUUUUGCUGGGGGACUCUGACAGUGCCACGACCGUCCAAGACCUUUUGGGUCACAAUUAUCGCAUACACAGAGGUGGUUGUUGUGAUAAAGUGCAUAUUCCAAUUUGAAUUUCUUUAUUGGAACAAAAAGGCGAGCCAUGCGGCUUUUGAUGUUUCAAAAAUAAUUGGAAUCGAAAAAAAACCUGGCACUUACGCCAAUUUCGAUCUGAUGGUCCUACUUGUCGUAUUCUUCCACAGGACAAUGCUUAAACAGCUUGGUCUCUGGAGGUUCACGGAUCCGACAAGAAAGUCUGAGCCGAACGUCUCUGCCACAUUGAACAUUGAGGAAAAAGAGGAGAAUGACAAACAUAUGUUGGCUAUCGAAAAAAUUAUUAAAAAGAGAGAACCAUCGUCUUCAUCCUCAUCUUCGUCCACAUCAACUUCAUCAAGUGGUGGAAGUCCUAUUAGAUUCAGGAAAAAGAAAUCAGUUAAAUUGAAAACUGAUUUUGACACAGUUAGUCACAUGAGUGAAGAGGAUGAUAAAAAGAAAAGUACAAGGAAAGGACCUUGUUAUGAAUUCUUCAAGAAACUUUUAGACAGCAAAGGACGAGUCACAACAGACGUUUAUGCCUAUAUGUUCUUUUUUGAUUUUAUAAAUUUUCUUAUUGUUAUAUUUGGUUUUUCUUCAUUCGGAGUGAGUCAAUCUAGUCAAGGAGAUGGUGGUGUCUCCCAAUACUUUGCUGAAAACAAAGUCCCAGUAGCAUUUCUUAUAAUGCUUAUAUUGCAGUUCAGUCUUAUUAUAAUUGAUCGAACGCUUUAUCUAAGAAAAUACAUUCUUGGUAAAAUAGUGUACCAAUACAUUAUUAUAUUUGGGAUACAUGUUUGGAUGUUUGCUAUUUUGCCCUACGUCACUCAAAGACCGUUCAACUCAACAACUCCCCCGAUGUUGUGGUAUAUGUGUAAAUGUUUUUACCUGUUACUGUCAGCAUAUCAAAUCCGUUGCGGUUACCCAACAAGAAUUUUCGGAAACUUUUUGUGCAAAUCGUAUAAUUAUAUAAAUUAUAUUUUAUUUAAAAUAUUUAUGACAAUUCCUUUCGUGUUUGAAUUGAGAACAUUGAUGGAUUGGAUUUGGACAGACACUUCCAUGACUUUGUCAGAUUGGUUGAAAAUGGAAGAUAUAUUUGCUCAUGUAUUCCAGAUUAAGUGCCAAAGGAGAGCUGAAUCAGAUUAUCCACAACCAAGGGGAGAAAAAAAGAUCAAUUCGACCAAAUACCUAAUCGGAGGAGGAUGCUUGGUAGCUAUAAUUGCAGUCAUUUGGUUUCCUCUAGUUUUGUUUGCUCUCGGAAACACUGUCGGGAAGCCAAAUUUACCAUCUGAAGUUACAAUAUCAAUAAAAAUUGGAGCAUUCUCACCCAUAUAUCAAAUCACAGCUCGAAAUGAUUCUAUAUUUUCUUUCACUGAAGAUCAGUGGACUUCCUUCAGUAAUAUUUAUUGGAAAUCAAGAUCUGCUGAGACAUUUUUGUCUAAUUACAUUUUCGACGAUGUGGGGGUGGUGAUAUUUAGUCCGCACUCAACUGUUGUGUGGUCAAUAUCACCACCCGAUAAUGCUACUAUGCUGUCUGAUUUGGAAUCAAAUAAAACAAUAAACAUUCGUUUGGAUUGGACAAUAACUAGAUCAAUAAGCCAGCAGGAUCAACCUGGAACUCUUCACGGUUCAAAAGAGUCUGGACUAGUGAAAGACGAUCCUGCUAGAUCAGCUCUAGCCAAAUUUUUGAAAAGGGAAAAAAACACAGAUGCUGCAGGAUUGCCAUAUAUUUUCCCAAAAUUUUUAAAAGUAACAAACAGGGGGUUAACAAAUGCAGUAAGACCCCUAGUAAGAUUCGACGAUGAGUUGGCCAAGUUUGAUAAUGCAAGCCCUUUUAGAACGAUAGAAGUCACGAUGAAAGACAUGAACAAUUCAGUUUGGUGGGAAGUCGAGGAGAAUUUUACAGAUCCGCUCGCUCCAUUUUUGAAGAAGCUGCCACGUUUUGAAAGGGACAAAUUGGUUCUUUAUACUUUCAACGAUAAGGCUUUCCCCGCUACAUUAACUAUUGUCUCUGGCAAAGGCAUUAUUGGUUUGUACACAACAUUUGUAAUUGUCGUACAUUCCAUCAUAAGAGGUUUCUUUACUGGCAUAUCAUUCAAGAUUAUGUUCGAUGACAUGCCUAAUGUAGACCGCAUUUUACAGACAUGCCUUGACAUCUACUUGGUCCGUGAAAGCAGGGAGCUUGACCUGGAGGAGGACCUGUUUGCCAAACUUGUAUUUUUGUACCGAUCACCAGAAACGUUAAUAAAGUGGACCAGGCCGAUUGAAGAAGCUGGCGAUGAUGACGGAGAUAUUCCGCCAGCUGAAUUAAAUGAAUAAGCUAUUUGAUAUUUUCUUAGUGCUUUGUGAAAAAAUAAAAAUCCAAAUCUGCUAUUACUACUCUAAUAAGUCUUUCUAUUGGAAGCCAUGAUGUAUACUUCUUUCUUAAUUCAUCAACAUAUCAUUUAUUAAUGUUUCAUGAUGAAACGAUGAAAAAUUAAAUAUAUAUGCAUUGAUUUUUAUAAUCAAAUUACACAUUAAGUGAAAUGUUUUAUGAAAAUUUUCUUUUUAUUAUUUUUAUUCAUUAUUUCGGCUAAAAAAAAAAAAGCAAACAGAAAUUCAUGCCAAGUGUAAUUUUAGCCACAUUUGUAAAAAUGUAAUAGUUAAAAUGUUAUCGACAUAGUCACUAAGAAAACUGAUGGUCAUUUUUUGGGUUGUACUUUGCACAAUGUCUUAAGAAAUAAACAAUGUAAAUAAAAAAAACUUUUGUAUCAAUUAUCAAUCUUGUAAAGUUUUUAAAUAAUAAUAUUAUUAAUAUAACGUAAAUUAAGUAAUAUUUUCCUUGUUGAAACAUGAUUUGAAAUUUAAGAAUUUUAAAAUUCAGUUCGAUUCAAAUUGUGUAUGCUACUUGUUUCUUAUUUACAUCACUUUCUGUUAUUUUGUAUAAAUGUGAGCUAAAAAUGCUCUAAAGGGUAAAAUGUACCUCAUAAUUAAUAUAUGUUGUUUGGUUUUAAUAA